This is a messenger RNA of Bactrocera oleae (olive fruit fly), 5807 nucleotides long. It is a transcript of the gene Ufsp2, whose product is annotated as UFM1 specific peptidase 2. Lineage: Eukaryota; Metazoa; Arthropoda; Insecta; Diptera; Tephritidae. The record is from RefSeq and is a predicted model, not a curated record.
GGGCAGUUGAUAAGGUUUCGCUUAUUUAUUCAGUUUAAAGUUGAAAUUUGAUUGAUUUGUUUGCUACAAAAAAAAAUUAAAACAAAUUAUUACAAAUAUAUAUAUUGUUUCAGUAUACGAAGUUUUACUGAUAUAAAUGCAAACAUUAAUUAAAUUUUUAUUAACAAUUGCGUUUGAGGGUCAAUGCUCCAUGCCUAUCGUUUAUUAGCCGUCAUCAGUGAUACGUCAAGGUGAGCAUGUAUCGUUAUUGGGGCUAGGCACAAAGCAGUUGAUUAAGACACAUACAAUCCCUUGAAUCGAUGCAAUUUUAGCACAUAAAUUUACUCUUCGUCGUCAAGUUUCUUGCCCCAAAGUUGCAUAUAUUGUUCUGUUUAAAUAAUUCUGUUAUUAUCUAGGCGCUCCAGUAACGGCAAAGGUAAAAUAAGCGGCCUUAAACAACAAAAAAUAAAACAAAUCACAUACAUCCACAUGCACUAUGCAAUCUGGAAGAAUUAUUUUUUUACACGACUUGUUUGCACCUCAAUAGUUUUACAAUCGACAUGAUAUAUACUAAUGUAUAUUUUAUAUCGUUAUCGUAGUUAUUAACUGAAGAAAAAACUCACUUCUAAAGACUUUUCUGAAUACGCUAUUUAUGAAAAUAAUCUUCUUAACUAUAAGUUACUGUAUUUUCGUGUGAGCAAUGAACAAUGAUUUUUUUUCGCCGAUUUCACUUUGCCAAACUCAGACAUGGAGUUGACAGUGUUGCCAUGCCAUCGUUUAUAUUCACUUGGCUGCACUGUCAAAAAGGUGUUGUAUAAUGUUAUUUAUCCAACUUAUUUUUCCCACGUAAAGAACGAAACAUUUUAUUUUUAUCUAUGAUUUUAUUUAUACGAAAAAACAAGAACGAUAGCUAUACUCCAUAAAUGUUCCAUUUUUAAUAAUAAAUACUAUUAAGGUUAGAGGUGUUAAUUUAAUUUAUUAAUGUUCCACUCAAAGAGCGCAUUGAUAUAGACAUUCAUUAAAAAAUAACUAAUAAAGACAUACAAAUAAAAAUCACUUUUCCAAUUAAAAUAGGAUUUUAAACUAGGUAUGGAGUAAAAUUAUAUAUAGAUAUAAGCAUUUCAAGAAGCAAUGCGUACAGCAUUGAAAAUUGCAAUUAUUUUACAUUGCAUCAAAAUGGAAACGAUGAGCUUCUUGCAGUUUUUCUUGUUUGUCUUCACGUUUUUCUUUAAUAUACAAAACCAGUAUAAUAAGCACUAUGACCAGGCAUGUGCCGCCCAAUGCCACCACACUCAUUAAAAUCAAUUUACUGGGUGUAACGAAAAGCUGAGCUUUCCAAUGCUGUGGUUCACUCACUGGCUUCGGUACAACAAUAAUCUGUGAGUUCGGUAUAACUUGUGUCCAAGUACGUGAUUUGCUGCCCAAACCAACUGUUAGCGAGUCUACGAAAUUGGGUGUACGUCCAAGACCGAAAAUAGUGUAUGGCAGUUGCAGAGCGAAAUAAGCUGAUUGUGGAAGUUGAACACUUGAACCUUGUUGUUGGUCGCCCUCUUGUGUGGUGGUAGAGUAGGUAAUACGUGGACCAGGUAAAUUCGUGCCAUAAGUUCGUCGCUUCCUACCUAAUGGUGUUGUUUGUGUAGGAUUUUUACUAUUUAUAAGUCCCGUAAGAACAAUAACUUUAACAAAAUUUGCAUCAUAGUCCAGUGUGUUACGGAAUGCUAGUGGUCGAUACUUUCCUUGUUUAGUUUUUUCAAUGAGUAUAACAUCGAGAACACCUUUAAAAUAGGAAAAUUAUUGUUAUAUGUGCAUUUAGGCAUUUUAAAUUAUAUACCAUCUUGAUAGAAAUCGUAAAAUGCGCCGGCGACAGUUUCAUUCCCCAUUGGACUUAAACCAUUCCAUUUAACUUCAAAAGUACGUUUUAGGGGUUUGUUACACAUUUUGCAUGGCACAUUCUCUAAAAGAAAAGUUUGCAUACGCUUUGGUCCGCUAAUAGUAUGAAGUGUUAUAAUUAAAUCGGGAUAACCAUCCAUAUUAAAGUCUCCGCUACGUGCUGUGAUGGUUUUAAGGUAAACAUCUGAUUCAAUUGAAGGAACAAAGCCCCAUAGUACACCUUGUGGAUCCUUAAAGUUUACAUGAACAUCACGGAAGCUUUUACCAUCGUACACCAAAACUGUUGAGUUUGAGCAGUCUGUUUGUAUGCAAACGGGUAAUAUAAUAUUUUCGACGCCCUCUAACUCAAAAUCAGCAAAUACCGCUUGACCAAUCAUGAAAUUUGAUGAACCAAUGAUAUCAAUAUCAAUGCUGUGAUUAUAACUAAAAUCCUCCUUUUCUUCAAUACGACCGUACCACACCUCAUAGUUUUUUUCUGUUUGUACUAUAAGGUCAGCUGUGAAGUCACCGUUAAAAUCUAAAUAGGCAUUGGCAUUAGGUAUACGUAUAGAUGCGGUAGUUUGUUCAGAACCGCUUGGUGGUGCUUGUGUACGUUUUUCUGGAGCUUUUCGUUGAGGUUGAAAUAUCCAGAAUGCUCGCUCACCAUUUUUAUCCAAUCCGAACAGAUCGAUGAUCAUAUCACGAUUAAAGUCCAAUGCCAAAGGCUCACCUUGGGUGAUUAAAAUUGGAUUUCCAACAUUGGAGCAAUUAAUACCAUCUGGACCGCCCCAAUUGACAUGUAUAUUAUAAAUAUUUUUCACCGCAUUUCGUUUUGGUCGUAGCGUUACAAGUACAUCCAUUAAAGCAUCACCAUCGAAAUCUCCUGGUACUACACUAGUGAUUUCAUACCCAUCGAAAUUACAAUAGGGACCAUGUCGUAAGAGAGGUUCCGUAUAAGCACCUUUAAAAGAAAUAUAUAAAUUAUAAUAAAUUAAUGUACAAUAAAUAUAUGUAUGAAGAUGAAAUACCAUAUAGAAUUUCUAGGGUACUCAUUUGAUCUCUUAUUAAAAAGACAUCAGUUAACUCGUCAGAGUUGAAAUCCCCAAAUGCUGCAACAAUGCCUUCCUUUACAUCGCCAAAUACUUGCUGCGUGAUAUCACUGCAUCUGGACAAUGUAAUAAACGUUAGCAAUAUUGCAGCUUUUACACUCUUUUCGGUAUAAUACUGCAUUGUUUACUAUUUUUUGUGUUAAACUUUCAGUAUUAUUAGUAAAAUCUCAUUGUCUGCUAAUAUCGAUUUACAAUGAUUGAAAUCGAGAAAAUCGUUAUUUUCACUUUCACCUAAUUAAAAUUGCUCUCGCUUAUUUUGCACUACGCACGGUUUUUGCUUCUUUCUUAUUAUUUCUUAUUGUAUUUCUUUUAUUUACUUAAAUUAAUAUACUUAUUAAUUAUGAAAAAUUCGGAGAAUAGUGAGUCAGAAGAUAAUAUAAGCCAAACAAAGUAGAAUUUGUCAGCUGUCUGAUUGGGCAGAGUUGCUUUUCUAUUGGUUAAAAUUUAACUUUUCUUUCAAUUUUUUAAAAAUUAGGAUUAAAAAUAUAUAGAUAUAGAUUAGCUUAUAUCAGAGAAUGUAAAAAUUAGGAUUAAAAAUAUGUAGAUAUAGAUUAACUUAUAUGUUGACGAUUAUUAUUAUGGAAACCCGUAAAUGUGUAUACGGAUUAUGGAACAAACCACAUUAAUUUCAUGUAUAACAUCUCAUAAGGUUGAGUAGAGUAUGCGACUACACAAUCUACGGAAAUUUCGUUCGUAUAUAUAGAGAAAAUUUACAUUCUCUGCCCUUAUUAUAUUUUACAUUCUUUGUCUCUUAUAUAUCGGUUUUGUUUUGACCACGUCGUAUAUAACUUGGCAGCACAACGGCCUUCUCAUCUGUCAUUGUUUUUUAUUCUUUUUAACAUCAUUAUUCUCACUGCCCAACAAUUACGGUCAAAAUUUGCCAACACAUACCAUUUUGUACGUGUAAAUUGUAAAUUUUUCCAGGGAAAAGUGCAAAUAAAUAUUUAAAAUGUUGCCGAAACUUAAAAUAUCUGUAUUUCUGUUGAAGCGUCUCGAGCGCAUCAAACAGCAAUGCAGCGGCUGCCUCUUUGGAGUUCUAUAUGGAGAAGGCACAUUGUUACUUAUGGCAUUUAAUGUUGAGUCCACUAUUGGACAUCUGAAUUACGAACAAAUUCAAUAUAAAUUUCCUGCAGAACUAGAUUUGUGCGGAUUGGUAAAAUUCGGCGACUGCACCGAUGCUGAGGCACAUUUAAAUGAAAUCUUAAAGGACGUAGAUAUUACAGAUAACCCAAUAUUAUUACAGUGCGAGUUGGGCACACUUGUAGGAAUGCGUGCAUGUGUUUUUAUACACAGUAAAUUGGAAGAGGUGCCUUAUGAAAUUAUGGAAGCAGAACAAUUGUAUCGUGAUUUUUGUUUCACAAAACUAAAAUGUAGUCUGGAGCUUUAUACACCACAAACAGUAGAGGCGGUACGAAAAGAAAUGCAUGCGUUACGUAAAUUGCUCUCCGGCGGCAGUUUAGCUUUUUGUUUACAAUCUACUAAAAUAUUUGUAACAAGCGCCGGGGCACAAGGUCAGGGCAUAACAAAUGAAUCGCUAAUUAACAAUGUUUUAAAUGCCGUGAGUAAAGCUAUAAGCAGUGCAGAUGAGAAUCAUGAGUAUGUCGAAAAAGGUAGCAAAAAGAAAGUGCAAAGUGCGAGUGUGUCAUUAGCGAAUGUAUUUGGAGCACUAGGUUGCGCUUAUGAUAUAUUACGAAUUAAUGUGCUACGGUGUAAAACACGAGAACGCAAUGCAAUAGAGAGUACGGGUGGCAGUAAUCAAACGGCACCGCCCGCAGUUGCAAUGUGUGUAAAACGUGAAGAAGAAAAAGUAUGUAUGCCAUUAGAGGUAGAAGCGAUGGCGAUGCUUUGCAAAAGCACCAAAGUAAGUCGAUUGUACGACAUACUUAUCGAAAGCAUAUGCCGCUCAUUGCGACUAUUCGAACAAAGCAUGGUAGAGCGUUUAGACAAUUCCACUGAAACACCACAGCUGCUUAGGCCUUCUGGCUACCACUUUUUUCCUCAGGAGUUUGGACAUUUCUUGUCGUGUUCGUACUUGGACGGAGUAUCGGAUGAUGAAACUAGUGUACAGGAUAAACGUAAGAAAUUACAUCGGCAUUUUGGAUUACCGGUCACACGACCAUAUUUUCGACGUGCCAACCACUGUCUCUUCUAUGAUGAGCUUAGCAAACCAGCACCGUUGGUGAACACACAUGUGGGUUUGCGACCUAGUGGCAUUGCCGACGGUAGACAAUAUCUUGUGCAGGGAAAUUACUAUUACUAUCAUUAUUUGCAACAACAAAUGCAAGAUAAAGGUUGGGGAUGUGCGUAUCGAUCAUUGCAGACGAUUUGUUCAUGGUUUCUGCUGCAAGGAUAUACAGAAAAACCAGUACCAACUCAUCACGAAAUACAAAAACAUUUAGUAAAUAUUGGCGAUAAGCAAGCCAAUUUCGUUGGAUCCACACAAUGGAUAGGUUCUACGGAAGUCAGCAUGUGUCUUCAAGGCUUUCUUAACGUUGACUCAAGAAUACAGCACGUUACUUCUGGCGCCGAAGUAGCUAAUCUUGCUUCUGAUUUGGCCAUGCAUUUUCAAACACAAGGUACACCCAUUAUGAUCGGAGGUGGCGUAUUGGCACACACCAUAAUCGGCAUCGACUACUGCUCGCAAACGGGGAAAGUUAAGUUUCUGAUAUUAGAUCCGCAUUAUACGGGCGCAGACGAUUUACACAUGAUACAGACGAAGGGUUGGUGUGGUUGGAAGGGUGGUGAUUUUUGGGAAAAAAAGAGCUACUACAAUCUUUGUAUGCCACAGCGACCGAUUAUAUUUUAAUGAUACCAGUGCGAUGUUUGCGUAUGUUUUCAAAAGUCAAUGUU